AUGCCCUUCGGACUAAACCAUGCUCCCCAGAUGUAUCAACGCCUCGUGGACAAUGUGCUAUAUGGGUUUCUGAAGAUCUCGCGAUCAGGCGACCUAGGAAGCACAAUGGACGUGUUCCAGGCAGGGCCCGCUGACGAUCCUGAUCGCCCAUCGGUGUUUGAACGUAGAUCAUACAUUGACGACAUCAUGGUUGCCACGGAAUCGUGGGGUCAAAUGUGCCAAACGGUGGAAGAUCUGCUGGAAGCGUAUGAAAAGUGGAAUUUAUCGAUCAGUGUCAGAAAGAGCUUCUGGGGUAUGAGUAAGGUAGACUAUCUGGGGCAUCGGGUAUCGACCGAAGGGCUAGAGGCAAAUCCAGAGGAGUUGAAAUAG
This is a messenger RNA of Phytophthora megakarya, 369 nucleotides long. The record is from the annotation of a GenBank genome assembly. Lineage: Eukaryota; Oomycota; Peronosporomycetes; Peronosporales; Peronosporaceae.